Molecule: messenger RNA, 2137 nt
Organism: Salvelinus sp. IW2-2015
Lineage: Eukaryota; Metazoa; Chordata; Actinopteri; Salmoniformes; Salmonidae
Product: syntaxin-1A
Biological process (GO): exocytosis; synaptic vesicle fusion to presynaptic active zone membrane; intracellular protein transport
Cellular component (GO): synaptic vesicle; SNARE complex; endomembrane system
Molecular function (GO): SNAP receptor activity; SNARE binding
Source: RefSeq, a predicted model, not a curated record
UCUCUUCACGGAAAAUAAAAUAAAAACCCUGACUCGAGAGUACGGAUAUAAGGCGCAUCAACCUAGUUGUAGAAACAAGUGGAAAAGUUGUCAAUUCACGAUGAAGGACCGUACACACGAGCUAAGGGUGGGGAAGGAGACUGAGGAAGAAGAUGAUGUGGCAGUCAACAUGGAAAAAGAUCGAUUUAUGGAUGAGUUCUUUGUACAGGUGGAGGAGAUCCGAGGCUUCAUCGAGGAGCUCUCAGAGAAGGUGGAGGAGGUGAAGAGACAACACAGCGCCAUCUUGGCCGCCCCCAAUCCUGACGAAAAAACGAAGGCAGAGCUGGAGCAGCUGAUGACAGACAUAAAGAAGUUUGCGAACAAAGUGCGCUCCAAGUUAAAAAGCAUUGAACAGUCCAUAGAGCAUGAGGAGGCUUUAAGCAGGUCGUCUGCAGAUCUGAGGAUACGUAAGACACAGCAUUCCACGUUGUCUCGGAAGUUUGUGGAGGUGAUGUCAGAGUAUAAUGCUACGCAGUCGGACUACCGGGAACGCUGCAAGGGCCGCAUCCAAAGACAACUGGAGAUUACUGGUAGGAACACAACUAAUGAGGAACUGGAGAGCAUGCUGGAGAGUGACAACCCUGCCAUCUUCACAUCAGGGAUCAUCAUGGACUCCAACAUCACCCAGCAGGCCAUGAAUGAGAUUGAGACGAGACACACUGAGAUCAUCAAGCUGGAGAACAGCAUCAGAGAACUUCACGACAUGUUCAUGGACAUGGCCAUGCUGGUGGAGAGCCAGGGGGAGAUGAUAGAUCGUAUAGAGUACAACGUGGAGCACUCAGUGGACUAUGUAGAGAGGGCCGUGUCUGACACCAAGAAGGCAGUAAAGUACCAGAGUAAAGCCAGGAGGUGGUUCAAUGAGAAGAUUGUCACACACAGCAUACCUUACAUUGUAGAUGUCUCGUCCACCCCCUUGUGUCUGAACAGACACAGUGCAGGAUGGGAUGGGACCCUGCUCACAUAGAAGUGAUGCUUGUACAGUUGUUGUCUGUGCAUUGGGGAACAGUGCCUGUCCCUUCAUAUUGGUCACACAGCCCUCUCCCAGCUCCUAACCAGACUAUACAUUGGACCCACAAACACACUUUUAAAGUGAAUAUGUCACGUAUUGACAUCAAUUGAUCUCUAUAGACCUCCGUGGAAAAAGCUACUAUUAAUUUCACCUCUUCUGUUUUGCUCAUCUCCAGUAGUAAAUAAAUCUGCAUCUAGUGUUAUAGGUGGGUAAAUUAAACAGUCACAAAUAAAGGUGCACAAACUGUUUACUUGCAUUUACCCUCCACUACCCUCAACCCCUUUUCAACCCAGGCAAACCAUGCAUGACCUUAUGUGACAUGGUCUCAUUGAAGUCCAUGUGUCUAUAUACCCUCAACACUGCUGCUGUGACAGAACAGCAUGAAUCACCCCAAGCCUACUGCUAUCUACUGGGUUACAUCUAUUAUUCAACUGUCUCUUCUACACACACUGUAGAACUUACCAUUAGGCACAGAUCUAGGAUCCUCUUACUCUCACCAACUCCUGAGCAUUGCUAUCAGAGAGAAAAUGUGAAACUGACGUAAGACCCGCGUAUAGGCCGGGUAAACUUCAUCAGACACCUCCCGAAUGACAGGCUGUACAAUAUUGCCACCACUUGGUCAGAUAAUAGUACAGCAGGUCAAGGUUGAGAGAAGUUGCAAUUUAAACAGACAAUUAAAGUAUGACUCUAAUACAAAGCUCAUAUAUAGAGAAUAAAACCCUAUUCCAAUACAUUAACAUACUUUCAAAAUGUAUCUGUUUGCCUAAGGCUGUGAAAUGCUGGAACGUGUGUAUUUCCUAGCAAUGUCAGUGUGUAAGCAUGCCCAUGUGUGUUUUACCUGUUGCACAUAACUGUGCUGUUGGCAAUAUGGUUAGUAGUAGUUCUGACAAUAACAUUUUCUUGACAUUUUGGUAACGCCAUUUCCCCCUCUACUCUUUCAUGCUGCCUGGAAUCCUUGUUUUAUUUAUAUUGACAUAAUGCAAUAUUGGUCAUGCAGAAGAAAAUAAUGAUUAUUAUAUGUUGUGUGGUGCUUGGUAUUGUUAUUGCCUCCAGUGUUGGUGGAAGUUUAGCAUAGAAGACACAUUAUAC